GCCGGGGCAGGGUCAAAUUGGGAGCAAUGGCGACGGAACCUGGCUGUAGGUAAGUGAUUUUUUUUGGAAAAGGUGGAGGUGUGAGGCAACAGAUCACCGGGGUCAGGCGGGACACAGCUCCGACAGGGGUGGAAGAUUGGCGUCUCCGGCACCGACCUGACUACGAAUUGGAACGUCAGACGUCCUUAUCCUCCCAUCCGGGGUAGAGAGCCUCAGUUUCUCUCGGCUGUAGAAUGGGGACAAGGCUCCAGUCUGAAGCCCUAUUGGAGGAAACCUUUGGAUGGAGCAUUGCAGUUACGAGAGUUCGGAGAUAGACCCACCUUUGGAUCACAACUCCCAGCCUCUGGCCGGUGGGGAGUGUUUGGGCCUCAUCAGAUAGAAGUGUCCCACCUCCCCCAUGGCCCUGAUUAUGCUGAAUGAGCUCCCCCUGAAGGACGAAAACCCUGCCACGCUGCUGAACCAGCUGAGCAAGACUGCCCAGAUAGAGACCUUCAACUACCAGAGCAGCUCCAUGCACGGGGUCUUUGCCCAGUACCCGGAGAUCCUAUUUAUCCAUCGGACCCAUCACCCAAUGGGUAAGGUGCUGUAUACCUUCCUGGUGGAUGGGCCUCGGGUGCCGCUGGAGGAUCCCUUUGCCCGGGCCGUCUACUUCGCCAUCCCCACCCAGGAGGAUGCUGAAGGCCUGGCCCAGAUGUUCCAGGUGUUCAAGAAGUUUAACUCUGCAUGGGAGAGCGUCUGUACCAUCCUGGUGGACCCCCACUUCCUCCCGCUGCCCACCCUGGCCAUGGAGUUCCCGGCCGCGGAGGUCCUGCUCUCCGCCUUCCACAUUGGGAAGUUCCUCCAGGGCCAGUUCUACCAGCUGUCCCUGGAGUGCUCGCUCAAGAAGUUGCUCCUGAGCAGCCUGCAGAGCACCCUGUGCUCCGCCACGGCCAGCAACCUGAGGAAGCUGCACACCAUCCUGAGCAUCUGCAUCCCGCCGGCCCAGCUGCCAGGGCUCCACUUGCACUGGCUGCUCAGCGACCGCAUCUGGCUGGCCCACCGUUGGCGGAGCCGUGCCCAGAGCAGCCUCUACUUCCAGGGCCUGGAGGUCACCGCCCGCACCCUCAGCCAAUUGUACGGCACCCUGAUGCAUGUGGAACAAGGUGUCGCCGCCCUGCUGCAGUAUCUGCAGCAGAACUCUGGCGACAGGGCCAGCUGCAGCCCGGGGCUGAGCCCCCAGAAUGGCACUGCCCUCUCGGACCCCGGCCCCUUGAGCUCCCCCAGCGGGGCGCAGCUGGUGGAAUCCCGCAUCCAGUACUCCCUCAGCGCCAUCUGCACGGAGCCAGCCGCACAGCUCUGCCUGGGGGAGUAUGCCGUCGUCCAAAAGUCUGUGCACCUCAUCGGUUCUGGCUCCGAGAAGGUGAAUGUACAGAUCCUGGAGGACACCCACCGGGUGCAGCCCCAGCCCCCGGCCAGCUGCAGCUGCUACUUCCACCAGACCUUCCGCCUGCCCUGCCGGCACAUCCUGGCUGUCCUCGGUGCCCACCGCCAGGUGCUGCAGUCCGACGCCCUGCCGGCUUCCUGGGAGGCGGGCCGCACUGCAGGUCUCGAAGGCAUCCUGGGCAGCCAGUGGAGCGAGCCACUGCAGAAGCGCCUAGUGGUUGCCCUCCUCUCGGGGGAGGUGGGCCGGCUGCUGCAGCACUGCAGCCAGGAGGAGUUUGAGCGGCGCUACAGCACCCUGCGGGAGCUUGCUGACAGCUGGAUUGGUCCCUAUGAGCAGGUCCAGCUCUGAGCACCCAAGACAGCCAUGUUCCCCUCCCCACUCUCACGCCCCUCAGGGUGCCCUUGGGCCAGCACUUUCAGAAGGUAAAACAAGUCCUCCCUGGAGCCAGCUGCACUGAGAGAGGAUGCUGAGGGCCCUGACGUGCUCCCUACUUCCCUACCCAGAGGUGACUCACCUGAUCCAUCUCCCCGGAGGGAGCAGGCCUACAAGAAGGCUUCACCGGAGAAGAUCCCCAUCCCCCACCCGGGACUGAUUAAAGUUGGCUGGUGUCCAUCCAGCUUUGGUGCUUCA
This is a messenger RNA of Echinops telfairi (small Madagascar hedgehog), 2053 nucleotides long. It is a transcript of the gene ZSWIM1, whose product is annotated as zinc finger SWIM-type containing 1. The record is from RefSeq and is a predicted model, not a curated record. Gene Ontology annotation, molecular function: zinc ion binding. The coding region runs from base 398 to 1771 and encodes 457 amino acids. The transcript is spliced from 3 exons. Lineage: Eukaryota; Metazoa; Chordata; Mammalia; Afrosoricida; Tenrecidae.